AAAAAAAAAAGAGAGGCAGAGCAUUGUUUGUAUUUUUUGCUGUGGGGGAUUGGUUUUGAGCUUCUUGUAUCUGGAGCUAGCUUGUUCAGAAGGCCAGCCGCCUCAUCUGGGUCCCUUUAGAAUCUUGCUCUGAAGAGCCUGAGGAAGUUUAUAUUUUUUGGGUUUUGGUUGAUCUUUUGAAAGGGGUUCCGGCUCUGAGUGCUGGGUUGAAGGCCUUUUUAUUGGUUUUGGAAAGGAAGGAAAAGAUUGUGUUUUCGGUUACAUUUUCCUUCUGUCUCUUUGUUUUGUGAAAGUGUUUUUGGUGCAUUGGAAUGUGGAGGGACGCUGGAACUCCUGCUGAUUCGUUCUAUGAAAUCCGUCCUGAGUGUACUGAUGUACCCAAAACCCGCUUCAAAAUCAAGGCAGGCAAAACUUUAAGUGUAAGGAAAUGGCAGGCUGCAUUUUCUCCAGAAGGGUAUCUGGAUUUAGGCAAAACUUUAAGUCGAAUCUAUCGUGGGGGGAUCCAUCCAUUAAUUAGAGGAGAAGUUUGGGAAUUUCUACUUGGUUGUUUUGAUCCUAAGAGCACAUUUGAUGAAAGAGAGCAGAUGCGGCAACGUCGAAGAGUGGAAUAUGCUAGGUGGAAGGAAGAUUGCCGUCAAAUGUUUCCUGUUGUUGGAAGUGGUAGGUUUAUCACUGCCCCUGUAAUCAGUGAAGACGGUCAGCCCAUUCAGGAUCCCUUAGUGCUUUCACAAAUGAAUCCAGACAAGGGAGCUGAUGGUAACCGUGCUAAUGGUAUAGAACCGGUGACGGACAAGAAAGUAAUCCAGUGGAUGCUUACUCUACAUCAAAUAGGUCUUGAUGUGGUUCGCACUGACAGGACACUGGUGUUUUAUGAGAAGCAAGAACACUUAUCAAAACUUUGGGAUAUUCUAGCUGUUUAUGCCUGGAUAGAUACAGAUGUGGGCUAUUGUCAAGGAAUGAGUGAUCUUUGCUCCCCCAUGAUUAUCCUUCUUGAAGAUGAAGCAGAUGCAUUUUGGUGCUUUGAACGCUUGAUGCGCAGACUGCGAGGAAAUUUCAGAUGUACCGAUAGUUCUGUUGGGGUGGAGGCACAACUAAAUAAUCUAGCUUCAAUUACUCAAGUCAUUGAUCCAAAACUUCAUCAGCACUUAGAGACACUAGGUGGAGGCGACUAUUUAUUUGCUUUCCGGAUGCUUAUGGUUUUGUUCCGUCGAGAAUUCUCCUUUUGUGAUUCUUUAUACCUUUGGGAGAUGAUGUGGGCUCUUGAAUAUGACCCUGACUUGUUCAGUGUGUACGAAGAGUCUGAUACCGAUAGUGAAAAGGCCGAAGGAUCUAAGGGAAAAGCAAAGUCAAUACGUCAGUGUGGGAAGUAUGAGAGGGAAAAUAUGAAAAGUGGAGCAAACAAUUCAGAAGCACCGCUCCCAAUAUCUGUUUUCCUAGUUGCCAGUGUCUUGAAAGAUAAGAGCUCAAAGCUACUUACAGAAGCUCGGGGUCUGGAUGAUGUUGUUAAGGUUUGCAUUAUGAGUUUAAUUUGCAAUUCUUUUGAAGCAUUCAAUUUUAUGCUUGCAUUGAGGAUGACCUUACAUCAAUUGAGUGGAAAACAUGUUCAUAUGGGGACAGCCCGGUGAUACUUUCACCCACUUCUCAAGGACCUUUUCUAUUUUUUUUGGUGUUUCCAUAUGCCCCUGUAGUUUAGAAGCGUGCAAUGAUACACACCUGUAGU
Messenger RNA from Prunus avium (sweet cherry), 1720 nucleotides. The record is from RefSeq and is a predicted model, not a curated record. NCBI's taxonomy places the organism in Eukaryota, Viridiplantae, Streptophyta, Magnoliopsida, Rosales, Rosaceae.